Molecule: messenger RNA, 936 nt
Organism: Macrosteles quadrilineatus (aster leafhopper)
Lineage: Eukaryota; Metazoa; Arthropoda; Insecta; Hemiptera; Cicadellidae
Product: methylosome subunit pICln-like
Exons: 5
Coding region: 184-786 (200 amino acids)
Biological process (GO): spliceosomal snRNP assembly; chloride transport; cell volume homeostasis
Cellular component (GO): spliceosomal complex; plasma membrane; pICln-Sm protein complex
Source: RefSeq, a predicted model, not a curated record
UGCAGUUGCAGAGCCGCGAAGUACGGUACGAAUCAGUAAUUAUUUCAGAUCUGUUCCCUUGUGGUUUUUAUCCAACAAUUUUAAUUCGUUUAUCUUAAUUUUGUUUUACCUUUUUGCCUUAGUGUCAUCACAUUCUUCUGUUUUAAUUGAUUUCAUUUUAGAAAAGAUCAUAUUAACCUAAAAAUGGUAAUGCUUACAAGUUUCCCAGCUCCAACUGAUGGUAUAAAACAUGAACAACCGCGGACGAAAUUAUUUGUAAUUGAUCAAGAAUUUGGAAUUGGCACACUGUAUAUCACGGAAAGCAAGUUAACAUGGAUAAACAACGAUGGAGAAGGUAUUUCGUUCCUGUAUCCACAAAUAAGCGUUCAUGCUGUAUCUAGGGACGUUCAACAAUAUGGGGCUGAGUGUUUGAUUGUAGUUUUAGACACAUGCUUGGAAGGUGCUGAUGAGAACCGAGAAGAAGAUAAUGAUGAAGACAUGGCGACAGAGUUGAGGUUUGUUCCGGAAGACAAAGACCAAUUGGACGCCAUGUACAGAGCAAUGACUUUCUGCCAAACACAGCAUCCGGACCCUAAUGACUCAUUCUCAGACCUUUCAGAAGAGGAUGCAUUUUAUGAGGAUGCUGAUGACGAGAGAAAUGUCUUGGCCGGUGGAGAUUCAGAAUAUACAAAUGGCAUUGAUUUAAUUAACAACAGAUUGAAUGAGUUAGGAGCAAUGAAUGGCCUCCGAAUCAACCCGGAUGAAGAAAUGGAAGAUGACGGACAGUUUGAAGACGCAGAUGAUUAAGAGGUGUAAAAAUCAACAUGACUGAUUUUAAAAUUUGAUAUUCUACCUGUUUAUAAUUUUUGAGAAAAACAAAUCUGUUUUCUGAUUUGUGAAUGUAUUAUUGUUGAUGUAAAGUUGCAAUAGAAAAAACUGUACAUUCCUUACAUUCAA